UAAAAGUCAAUAUCUUCACAAAUUUGCUAUAAAUUCAAACAGCAAGUAGCAAAUAAUCAGAGUUAUUGAACCCGAAGCGAAUUACCGGAGCGAAAUAUCGGAUUACGAGGUUUUACAAUUAAUGAUAAAAAUCAAUAUCUUCACAAUUCGCUGUGAAUUCAAAUAGCAAGUAGCAAAUAACCGGAGUUAUUGAACCGAAGCGAAUUAUCGGGGCAAUCAGAUCGGUGUCUUGCACGGGAUCCGUCUUAUUUUCUAACGAUAACGAUCUCACGUGCUUCUUAUCGAUCUACGUGCACCAAAAAGUAGGCAAAUCCAGCGAGAGGCUAUCGAUCAAUUGAACGCUUUCGGGCCUGCAGGCCAUGCAUGCACGCAGAGAACGCUCUUAUCUCUAUAAUAGUUAUCGAAUAGACUAGAGGCGAACCGGAGAUUUGUUGAGUAAAAGAAGAGAGAGACAGAGAGAGAGAGAGAGAGAGAGAGAGAGAGAGAGAGAGAAUCAUCGCGAGAAUCAUCGAGCGGUGGAGGGCGACCUCGAGAUAAGGGAGGACAGCAACGGGGAGGAGCUCAUCGAUUGUAAAUUAUAAUUCACCCGCGCGCGUCGCGACUGCGGAAAAAUCGGCCGGGCGGACGAAAUAAUUAUUGUGCACGUUCGCAUCCCUCGCUUUCUCUCUUCGUACGUGUAUUCAGUGAGAGAGAAGGAGACGAAGAAGGAGGAUUAAUCGCACCAUGCCGAUCGUGACGUGAAUCGAAUGCGAGAUCCGCCGCGUCGUCUUCGAAGGGCGGAGAACACGCCCGUGGUGCAAAGUGAUCGGCAAGGUGUCAUCGCGGCGAUCGUCCAUCGCCGAGAAGGUGGAGGAAAAAAUAGUGUUGUUGGUGGUGGUGAAGGAGGAGAGCUCGUCGUCUGGAUGCCAGUUCUCGAGGGCGGAGUGCGAAAAAGGGCCGUGCGUAAAAUGCGGAUGAGAAUCUGCGCCGCGACCAAGGAGUCCUACACACUCCUCUCCAAGAAACGGAGGCAGCAACUGGAACAACCCGUAUACUGCGAGUCUGAGUCGCGGCGACCUACCACCGUGGAAGAUGAUAAGCAAGACAUAUCGGGCGCAAAUCCGGAGAAAGUCAAGAGCACGACGCAGGAUCUAUUCGAAUUACUUGAGCGAGUGCAAAGUUCGCGUCUCGACGAUCAACGCUGUGUUUUGCCAUCAUAUUUUUCUCAGACACCGAGAGAUGACAGGACAACGUCGAGUCCCGGUGGUGCGCCUAGCAAUCACACAUCAGCGUUAUCGCCAACACCGAUGGGCGAUGCGCCCUUGGGGAGAGCCCUAAUGGAAGCAGCUCUGCAACAGCAAGCUGUGUCCAAUGUCCAGCCACCCUUAGUCGUCACGCCAUCCGGGUAUUGGGUCGACGGUACCGAUCAUCGACAUACUCUCGAUUCCGCCGGCAAAGCAUUACUACCGGCGCAGCCAGCCUGGCAGCCUAGGAUAGACCAGGAUGACACGGCCAAAUGCUACCGCCGCUUCUUUGUCGGCAGAGAACACGUGAAUCUCGUGGGAAGGGACAAUGAGAACGGUCCGGUUUUGGUCUCGGUGAAGGCCGAGACGGUCGCCGGACAAGAACAUUGGCGGGUGUUGCUGCGACUUCGAGCAGGAUCGACACAUGACCUGGUUCCAACUACGAAUCUCAACUCGAAUCCUACACCGAGGAAAAUGGUCAAGGCAAUCAAUGAGUCUCUAAACGUGAGCCCCCUGAUGCCGGUCAUGUGUCCUGGCGCCGGUACUUUGAUAGCACGAUACGACGAACACGCCUUGGUCUCUAGGUUUAAAUUUGGUGUUCUUCAUCAGCGAGCCGGUCAACUCACCGAGGAACAACUCUUCGGCAAUCGGCAGAUCACCCCGGCCUUUCAGGAGUUUCUCGAUUUGCUUGGUCAGAAAAUCGAUCUCAAAGAUCACAAGGGUUAUCGCGGUGGAUUAGAUACUCGACACGGUCAGACUGGCGAUUCGGCGGUAUACGAGGUGUUUCGGGGUCGGGAAGUAUUGUUCCAUGUGGCCUCAUUAUUGCCAUAUAGUCCAGGUGAUUCGCAACAAUUACAGCGCAAACGACACAUCGGCAAUGACAUCGUUGCCAUCAUAUUUCAAGAGGAACCGACGCCCUUCAGCCCGGACAUGAUCGCCAGUCACUUCUUGCACGCCUUCAUCGUCGUGCAAGUCAUCGACCCCUGCACUCCUAAUACAAGGUACAAAGUCAGUGUGACAGCGCGUGAUGAUGUUCCCUGGUUCGGACCAACUCUACCGACUCCAGCAGUUUUUCUCAGAGGUGUCGAAUUUAAAGAGUUCCUGCUCACGAAACUUGUAAACGCCGAGAACGCCGCUUAUAAAGCCGAGAAAUUUUCCAAAUUGGAGCUACGGACUAGAUCGGCCUUAUUAGAAUCCCUAACGGAAGAAUUGCAAACCAAAACGGCAGAAUUUCUUGGUGGUCCACUUGGCCUAGGAAGUUCCGGCUUAAGCGUUUGUCCAGUAAGUCCAACAACGAACGAUGUAUCUACUUCAGGAAGUAGUGGCAGUGGCUCGCGAUUCAUCGACACGGUUCGGAAAGCACUGAUCUCUCGUGUGAGAAACGCAUCAACGGAAAGCGUGCCGCAACAGUUAGCUAAGAAAGGUCAACAGACAGAGUCCAGUCCUCCAAGUAAUCGACAGUCAACUAUUACGAAGGUGAGCAGCAGCAAGCGUUCGGUGGAACCAUCCAGUCCCCUCGGCUCGCCGGAUUUGACUUUGAGAAGAGACUCGGAACGCGGUAGUCUUGGUAGCCAAGACAGCAGCCUAUCCAACACCGACAAUCAAGACAGUAGCCUAGUGACAUUGCAACAAGAUGAAUAUGAUCGCAGGGAAUCGCAAGGCACGAGUGUCAUCUGCCUCAACGAUACUUCUGUCAUCGACAAAUCCCCGGCGCCGACAUCGGCAAUGGUGCAACAACUAACACAUGAGAAUCUGCGCACGCAGGAGAAAACAACAACGGAGGUGACGCAGCGAGUGAUUUCAGAGAGCGAUGACAGUUCGCUCAACAGCGAACUCGAACUCGAUCAGGCCGUAUAUCCCGAUAGUGACACUGGCCUCGAAUCUAUGAGUUCCGCAGAGACUCACGAUACCACAAGGUGUACCAGUAAAGACGGGAUCGUGGAAAACGAAAACUUAAGGAUGGAGGUCACUAGGCUCAAGUGCGACAAAUUGGAUUUGCUACGGCAAAAUGUGACAUGUCAACGUGAAUUGAAACGACGUCGAGAAAAGGAAUUACAACUAGAAUCCGAUUUGGCGACAGCGUCCAAGGAGAUCCUACGAUUACGUGCAAUGCUGAAGGAAUGUUCCACGAGCAUUCCGCUAGAUAACAACAACCAGCAAACGUCCACCGUGUGAAAUUUACGAGCACAACGUGUAGUUAGGCGCGAUCGAUAGUUAUUCUCACGAGAUAUUAGAUAAUAUGGCCUUUACGGUCGAAUGCAAUUACAUGUGUAGAUGUGUCUGGAAAAUUGUCUUCGAAAAUGCGCGCAAUAAUUUUUUUUUUGUCUUUGUUAGAAAAUCUGUCGAAUUUCACAUGGCUUUUGCACGCACGCUAUUUCUUUUUCGUUAUAUCACUUUUGUGUAUAGUCUGAUAUUGAGAUUACUGAAAUGACAUACGAAAUACCAAUAGAUGUUUAAAGGACAUGAUAGAAAAAUGUUAAGUAAAAUGUUAAGACGUCUUUCAAACGCUUAAUGAGUACUCAAUACUUAAACACUGUGUACCUUCACCAGGAAUCAUUCAUCACUUCCAAAGGUUUAUCGUUAGCGCUCCAUAAGAGCAUAUAGAGCAUAUAUUUGCAAUUUAGAUGCUUUAUUACGAGAAUUAAUCGUUCAAAGUGAAUUUUCUUUCUAUAGAUAGAGAUCGGUACAAGUUCUAUAAGUCAUAUACGAGAUAAGAUUAACUCAAAUCCUGAAACUGUGUAUAGUGACCAAAGUGUCCUCGAGAUACUUGUAGUAUAGAUUCAAGAUUGUUAGUUCUUGUUUGACUUAUAAAACACGUGUAAUUUAUAUCUAUUAAUUUAUUAGUAGACUUAAGUUGACCAUUCGUAGUCAAUAUACAUAUGUGGAUAUAAAAAGAAGCAGUAGGAAUAUCUGUAGUAUUAGCUAUCUUAAGAGACGGAUUAAGCACUCAACAUUGAGAAGAAACAAAAAUUAUCAAUGCGUUUCAAUAGGAGCGUGUUACAUCUAUUUAUCGCUAACAACAUCCUAAUAACUUCCGUUUAUUCUUCCACAACGUAGAUUAUCCACAAUUGGACAGAAUUUUUUCCAUAAUUAGAUACUAUUUAAGAUAGUCGAUAGACAUUUUGUCAACGCGAUUGUAGAAGGAAGUAAUAUGUCAUUAGCAGUAUUCGUUAGAUACAUUUAUCCGGCACAACACUUAUCCAUUUAUUAGUUUUCUAGUACUUAGAUACCAGAGAGUAGUUUUAGAAGAUACUUCUAUAAGAUUAAAUUAUAUCCGUACCAUCCUCGCGUGCUAGUUUUAGUGAGAAACUGAUUUCAAGCGUUUUUUUUUUAACCAGUCGCACACAGCACCAAAUUAUUUAAGUAUAUGCAUCACAAAAUAUUAUUAUUUUUGUCGCACGUGCAAAUAAACGACGCGUUAUCGUUUAUCAUUCAUCAUUUAAAGUUAAGCAUUUUGUAUUCGUUUUUAGUUGAUGAAUGUCGAUUUUUCUGUUGUCUUAUACAGCUAGUAUUAAUACGAUUCUUACCAUUAUUAUUAUUAUCAAUCUUACUAUUAUUAAUAUUUUUAUUAACAUAAAUUACGUUGUACAUUGUAAUGUUUGUAAAUAAUCGUUAAUAUAGGACAAACACUUGAAGGCGUUAAGCAAACUGGCACAAAGAGGAGGAACAACAACGUUCACUCACAUAUAAUACCAAAGUUUAAUGUAGUAAAAUUCACAGCUUUUCUUUUUUUUA
Messenger RNA from Acromyrmex echinatior (Panamanian leafcutter ant), 4958 nucleotides. RefSeq names its product rap1 GTPase-activating protein 1. Gene Ontology annotation, biological process: regulation of small GTPase mediated signal transduction. The record is from RefSeq and is a predicted model, not a curated record. Gene Ontology annotation, molecular function: protein binding; GTPase activator activity. NCBI's taxonomy places the organism in Eukaryota, Metazoa, Arthropoda, Insecta, Hymenoptera, Formicidae. Gene Ontology annotation, cellular component: cytoplasm.